Molecule: messenger RNA, 990 nt
Organism: Baudoinia panamericana UAMH 10762
Lineage: Eukaryota; Fungi; Ascomycota; Dothideomycetes; Mycosphaerellales; Teratosphaeriaceae
Exons: 1
Coding region: 194-859 (221 amino acids)
Cellular component (GO): post-mRNA release spliceosomal complex; U2-type spliceosomal complex
Source: RefSeq, a predicted model, not a curated record
AGGAGCUUUGAGCGCCGCGGAGGUGAAGUGCUGGUUGACAUGACUCGCGUAGCUGUUUGCCAUAUUCUUGCUAUUGACUUGCAUUUCUUGUCUAGCCAUGAUACAGCAGUCUUCGCAAGAGGUGAUAGAUGCAGCCACGUCACGAUUCAUACCGGCAGUAUAGGCGGUUCGACAUCUGUACUUUGUGAGCAGCAUGGCGUCAGUCCAAGCGCUCAGCGCCGCGGCGCAAGACCGCAAAGCCCGCCUCGCGCAGCUCAAGUCACUCAAGCGCAAGCAGCCCGACGCCUAUCAGGAGACGGAUGAGAACGCGCCAGCUCCAAAGUCACCGCGCCAUGACACUGCAUCAGCCGAAGCAGAUGUCGCGACGACUUACCUCUCUGGUAGAAACUACGAUGUAGAGACCAAAGGCCCAAGGCUAGGCUUCGAAACCGCACCUUCAGAGGGUCGAGAGACGCUGGAGAAGAAGGCUGCGGUACUGGCGGCGGAGAUCAAGAAUCAAGCAGAGGAAGAGGAGAAGGCAGAUAAGCCGCUGGACCUGUUCACCCUGCAGCCUAAGAAGCCGAAUUGGGACCUCAAGCGAGACCUGGAGAGGAAGCUGGAAAUACUGAAUGUGCGAACCGAUAAUGCGAUUGCACGUCUGGUCCGAGAGCGCAUAGCGAGCCAGCAGAAAGCGGCAAAGGCGAAGGUUGAACAGGCGAAUGGAGGUACGAACGGUACCACGCACCCAGACGGUGAAGGUGAGGAAGUUGGCAUCGAGGGUACGACUCUGGUGGAAGCCACUAACGUGCGAGAACGAGAGGACGAGGAGGAUCUCAGGCGAGAGAGGGAGGAGGAAGCUGAGUUGCUGGACGCAAGCUGAUGCCUCCGAGGUCAAGGACACCCUUCCACCGAUCUAAUGUUGCUCACACCUCAGUCGGCUUGCUGUAAUGUUUCAGCAUCCAACACCCGGCAGCCUCUUGGUUGCUCCUCGCUUCUGCAACACAGCGGCAC